GUGAAAAAUUAUCUGCAGAGGAGUUGAAUAGCUAAGUACUGGAACAACAGCUGAUUUUUGGUUUGUUUCUUCCAACAUGACCAGUCCCCAGCCCGCAAUAGAAGGUGGAAUUUCAGAAGUUGAGAUAAUCUCGCAACAAGUAGAAGAGGAGACCAAAAGUAUAGCUCCUGUGCAACUUGUUAACUUUGCUUAUCGAGAUUUACCACUAGCUGCACUCGAUCUAUCUGUGGCAGGGUCCCAGCUCUUGUCAAAUUUGGAUGAGGAGUACCAAAGAGAAGGAUCUAACUGGCUAAAACCGUGCUGUGGGAGACGAGCAGCUGUGUGGCAAGUAUUUUUGCUCAGUGCAAGUCUCAACAGUUUCCUGGUAGCCUGUGUAGUAUUGGUGGUGAUUCUCCUGACUCUGGAACUCCUAAUAGAUAUAAAGCUUCUCCAGUUUUCAAAUGCAUCACAGUUUGCAGGAAUUAUUCACUGGAUCAGCCUAGUCAUCCUGUCCGUGUUCUUUUCAGAGACUAUUUUGAGGAUUGUGGUUCUUGGCAUAUGGGAUUAUAUUGAAAACAAAAUAGAGGUCUUUGAUGGCGCUGUGAUAAUCUUAUCCUUGGCUCCAAUGGUGGCCUCCACAGUGGCCAAUGGCUCAAGCAGUCCAUGGGAUGCCAUCAGUCUCAUUAUCACUCUGCGGAUUUGGAGAGUUAAGAGAAUUAUUGAUGCCUAUGUACUACCAGUGAAAGUGGAAAUGGAAAUGGUGAUUCAACAAUAUGAGAAGGCAAAGGUCAUUCAAGAUGAACAGCUGGAAAGAUUAACCCAGAUCUGCCAAGAACAAGGGUUUGAAAUUAGGCAGUUGAGGGCCCACCUCGCUCAGCAAGAUCUGGAUCUGGCUGCUGAGAGAGAGGCUGCACUGCAAGUCCCCCACAUGCUGAACCAGCAGAGCAGCAAUAGAUAUAAGGUAGUGGCAACUGGGGACUCGGAUGAUGAAGCCACAGAGAACAUCACUGAGUUACGGCCUGCGCGAGAGGCCAUGGUCAAAGAUGAUAUGAAUAAUUACAUCAGCCAAUAUUACAAUGAGCCCAGUAGUGACAGUGGAGUUCCUGAGGCAGCUAUUUGUGUCAUUACCACAGCAGCCAUAGAUGUACACCACCCAAACAUAUCUUCUGACCUGUUCACAGUGGAUGUGCCAAUGAAGAUAGGAAGUACUGGAACUUCCACUAGUGCCACUUCAGGCAGUGUCUCCAGAUCCACAGACAGCUCUGUAACUAGAGCCCAGAGUGACAGCAGCCAAACCUUUGGCUCCUCCACAGACUGCAGUACAACCCGGGAGGAGUCUUCUGAGUAUUGCCCCUUAGAGAGGACGGGGAACACAAGACAUGACCAAAUCGAUCCAAGGCAGAGGGUCAACAAUGCAGUAGUUCAGGAACUGUUAUCAUCCUUAUCAGAGGAUUCAUGCUUAACACAAAAAGGAUUGGAUCCAGUCAACCUCAAACUACCAACUCCAGCAGGUUCCACUACAGCCAGCCCCGAGCUGGAGCACAGAGUGAACAUUUACAACAGGAAGAACCAAGAGAGCUUUGACGUGUUCCAGAUUAAACCAGCUAUCCGCUUUCAGCAGAAUGCCCCAGUGAUCGACGACAAGUACAAAUCUUUGGAAUCCAAAGAGCCAAAGUUAAACAGGGUCCCAGAUUCAUAGUUCUCCACCAUGGUGAGGAAAAACAGGAGACGUUCUAAGCUUUAAUGGUGCGCUCAGAAUUACCACUGGCUGGAUAGCUUGCUGCUUGCGUGGUUUGAAUUAACUGAAUAUUCAUAAAUGCAUGAGUUCUGAGAGCCAGCCGAAAACCAUGACAUUUCCAGGUUCCGAGGUCCUCGGGCUCAGCCCUGACAAGAGAGGAAACAUUCUGUAUUACAGAACAAUGACCUCAAAGAUGUACAGAUUCUUAAUCUUUGUUUUGCAAGGGUUUGUUUUUUUUCUAAAAUAAACAUUUUUUAUGGAAUUCUGAACAACUUCUGUCAGGUCAGGCUUCAGCAGGGUAUGAUACUCAUAAAUGUAAACUUCUUCUAAAAUUUCUUACCGCCCCUUUGUACAUGACGACAGUUGUAAAUCCCUUUGUACAAAUACUGGCAAUUCUUUUUCUUCUUCCCCAAAACUUUUUUCAAGGAGCACUUUGGGCAAUGCAGAUUAAAGAAACAAAAUAUCUGAUCAGUUUUUAUUUUUGCAUGAACUCUUUAAAAAACUUAUUUUGGAAAAAAAAAAUCUGGUUUUCACCUCCAAGCCAACUUGGUGAGAGAACAAUGGACAUUUUGCAAAUUCAAUUUUAAUUAAAAAAAACAAGCAAACAAACUAAAUGUUUGUUCUAUGCUUUUGUUCACUGAUGUUAUGGGCUGGGCUAUAGGCAUAAUGAAAUACUGCAAUUAGCUUCCACUUUGGGGGAAAUAUGUUAGUCUCAUUUAUUAUGUGCCACAGAGUUUGUCUACACAGCUUGCACAUAAUAUAUUGAAAUGAUUGGAUUCGGACAAAAGCCUUUUCUGAUCUCAAUAACCUUAGGGGUUUUUUUAACUCAACAACCUUAGUCUGAAGUGUCCAAAUAUAAGGGUUAACUCUUAAGGUUUUCCUAGCUCUGGCCAUGGAUUUUACAAUUCAGCAUGACAGGAAUGUGCUUAUGCAGCUUGUGUGCAGGGGUAAGUUGCACUGGGGUGAUCCUCUGAGAGCCAGUGAUGUCCUCUGUCUGGGGCACAAAGGGACCCCAGUACAGCCUGUCACAUGGGCUACUGGGUAUAUUCAUUUUUAUAUAUAUAUAUCUGUGUUGCUGCAGCACACAGAACUGAUUGUAUGGAAAUGCAUACAAGUUUCUGCCCUUUCAAGAAUUCUGCGCUGGUGCUGCGGGAAGGUGUAUUGUAAAGCCCCAGCUAGCCUGGCAAGCGCACACAUACAACUAGGACUUCAGCAGAAGUUGCCUACGCACUGCUGCCCCAACAUGACUUCAGGGUAGUAGUAAGGCAAACUGAAGAAAUCAUUGGUUUUGCAGUAGUGGUUUUUUUGGUAGCCUGGCAUACUUGCCAGUAUUUCAACAGUAGGUUGAAAUAAGAAAAUAGGAGUUGGCAUAGGAGGACAGACCAGUGGUCUAUUAGCCCAGUAUCCUGCUUUCCACCAGCAGUCAGAGCUAGAUAAAUCACAGGAAGGUGAAACACCCACACUAAUUGUGUAUCUCUGUACAGAGUAGCAGAAAGACAAUAUUCUGAACCCAGCCAAUGAUUGGCUAUGUGCCUUUGCUAAUGAAAAUGCUGGUGCUGGGUUUAAGUCAUAAAAGUCUAAGCUAUUUACAAAACUUACUUUUGCCUCCAGGAUCUUUAGCAGCAGAGAAUUUUGUGACAAAUUAUAUCUAUGUUCUAUUUUUAAUUUGCUGCAUCCUAAUUUCAUUGAGUGCCUCCUGUUCUUCAUUCAGAUAGCUAGCCAUAAAAUGAAUUCACAAUUACAACUACUGCUAAGCUCAAAACUAAGCAGUCACUAAAGGCAAGACUUUUUUUUCUCCUUUUUUCAGAUGGGCUCAACUCUCACAACUGGAGCCAAAUUCUCCUAAGAGCUCAGUCCGCAUUCAGAAACUGGGAGCUCCUGGGAGAUAAGUGUUACUGGACAUGGUCAUGAAUAGAAUAUGUCCAAAAGUUCCCUAAAAUUGCCUUUGAAAGGAAAGCAGCACCUAAUUUCCUUUUCAAAAAAUAACAAUACCCAUUUUCCCAAAGAGCCUAACAGGGUAGCCAACUGCCACUCCCUUUGUGUUUUCAAUUGUGUUUUUAAUUGAUAAAUGUGUCUGGUUUUAAUUAAAAAGUUAUAUAUGAACCUAC
Molecule: messenger RNA, 3825 nt
Organism: Alligator mississippiensis (American alligator)
Lineage: Eukaryota; Metazoa; Chordata; Crocodylia; Alligatoridae
Gene: TMEM266
Product: transmembrane protein 266
Exons: 10
Coding region: 77-1678 (533 amino acids)
Biological process (GO): transmembrane transport; monoatomic ion transport
Cellular component (GO): plasma membrane
Molecular function (GO): monoatomic ion channel activity; voltage-gated channel activity
Source: RefSeq, a predicted model, not a curated record